Entelurus aequoreus (snake pipefish) is the source of this 827-nucleotide messenger RNA. RefSeq names its product ribosomal protein L13 (gene rpl13). The coding region runs from base 154 to 789 and encodes 211 amino acids. Gene Ontology annotation, molecular function: RNA binding; structural constituent of ribosome. Gene Ontology annotation, cellular component: ribosome; cytosolic large ribosomal subunit. Gene Ontology annotation, biological process: translation. NCBI's taxonomy places the organism in Eukaryota, Metazoa, Chordata, Actinopteri, Syngnathiformes, Syngnathidae. The record is from RefSeq and is a predicted model, not a curated record. The transcript has 6 exons.
GCCAUCUUCCUCCCUCGUAGGUAUGGGAAGCUUCUUCCACAUAUUUUACUAUUAUCUCAAUCAAUCCUACACAUAGGUGCACUGAACAUGCGUCCAAUUUUGACUAUUCAGUAGCGCAUGUUGUCACCUUUGGUUUGAGGGAAGUAGGCAAACAUGGCCCCCAACCGAAAUGGAAUGAUCUUGAACCCCCACUUCCACAAAGACUGGCAGAAAAGAGUGCGUACUUGGUUCAACCAGCCAGCCAGGAAGCUCCGCAGACGAAAGGCACGCCAGGCUAAGGCCCGCCGCAUCGCUCCCCGUCCAGUCGCUGGACCGCUGAGGCCUCAGGUCAGGUGUCCUACCAUCAGAUACCACACCAAGGUCCGUGUUGGACGUGGUUUCAGCCUCGAGGAACUCAAGGCCGCCGGCAUCCACAAAAAGACAGCCCGCACCAUUGGAAUCUCUGUCGACCCUCGUCGUCGUAAUAGGUCCGCAGAAUCUCUCCAGGCUAAUGUGCAGCGCCUUAAGGAGUACCGGUCUAAGCUCAUCCUGUUCCCUAGGAAGUCUUCUGCUCCUAGGAAGGGAGACAGCACUGAGGAGGAGCUGAAGAUGGCCACUCAGCUCAUAGGACCUGUCAUGCCCAUCAGAAUUGUACACAAGAAGGAGAAGGCAAGGGUUAUCUCUGAGGAUGAGAAGAACUUCAAGGCUUUCGCCAGCCUGCGUAUGGCCAGGGCCAAUGCUCGCCUCUUUGGUAUCCGUGCCAAGAGAGCUAAAGAGGCUGCUGAGCAGGAUGUGGAAAAGAAAAAGUAAUUACUUUGGAACUUUGCAAAAUAAAGUGUUUAAAAGAU